Drosophila rhopaloa is the source of this 1384-nucleotide messenger RNA. RefSeq names its product lysosomal aspartic protease. Gene Ontology annotation, cellular component: lysosome. Gene Ontology annotation, biological process: proteolysis; cell death. The record is from RefSeq and is a predicted model, not a curated record. Gene Ontology annotation, molecular function: aspartic-type endopeptidase activity. Lineage: Eukaryota; Metazoa; Arthropoda; Insecta; Diptera; Drosophilidae. Bases 114 to 1286 code for a protein of 390 amino acids. The transcript has 2 exons.
UCUCUGCUGAAUCAUUUCUACUGUCCAGUCCCGCAAUAUUUAAUUAACUGCAGCGAGUGGAUCAUUGCAUUUUUAGCUGUCAGUCUAGUGGUGCACAUUACUUGAAAUCAAAAAUGCAGAAGGUUGCCCUGCUGUUAGUCGCCUUCCUGGCCGUGGUCCAGUCGAAUUCGCAAACAAGAUCCGGAAUUCUGCGUGUGCCGCUCAAGAAAUUCCAGUCGGCCCGCCGACACUUCGCCGACGUAGGUACGGAAUUGCAGCAACUGCGCAUUAAAUACGGCGGAGGCGAUGUUCCGGAACCGCUGUCCAACUACAUGGACGCCCAGUACUAUGGUCCCAUUGCUAUCGGCUCACCCCCUCAAAAUUUCCGUGUGGUUUUUGACACCGGCUCCUCGAACUUGUGGGUGCCGUCCAAGAAGUGCCACCUGACUAACAUCGCCUGCUUGAUGCACAACAAGUACGAUGCCACUAAAUCGAAAACCUACACAAAGAACGGCACUGAGUUCGCCAUCCACUACGGUUCGGGAAGCUUGUCGGGCUAUCUUUCCACGGAUACGGUUUCAAUUGCUGGGCUCGACAUCAAGGAUCAGACCUUUGCCGAGGCUUUGAGUGAGCCAGGUCUCGUGUUCGUGGCCGCCAAGUUUGAUGGUAUCCUAGGCCUGGGCUACAGCUCCAUUUCCGUGGACAAGGUGAAGCCUCCAUUCUACGCCAUGUACGAACAGGGCCUGAUUUCCGCGCCGGUGUUCUCGUUCUACCUGAACCGCGAUCCCGCUUCGCCCGAAGGCGGUGAGAUCAUAUUCGGCGGCUCCGAUUCCAACCAUUAUACUGGUGAAUUUACCUAUUUGCCCGUUACCCGUAAGGCCUACUGGCAGAUAAAGAUGGAUGCGGCCUCCAUUGGCGAUCUGCAGCUAUGCAAGGGCGGAUGCCAGGUGAUUGCGGAUACGGGCACCUCUCUGAUUGCUGCUCCCUUGGAGGAGGCCACCUCUAUUAACCAGAAGAUUGGUGGCACUCCAAUCAUCGGUGGACAGUACAUUGUCUCCUGCGAUCUGAUCCCCAAUCUCCCGGUAAUCAAGUUUGUGUUGGGCGGCAAGACCUUUGAGCUGGAGGGCAAGGACUACAUUCUCCGUGUGGCCCAGAUGGGCAAGACCAUCUGCCUGUCCGGUUUUAUGGGCAUGGACAUUCCCCCGCCAAAUGGACCUUUGUGGAUACUGGGAGAUGUUUUCAUUGGCAAAUACUACACCGAGUUCGACAUGGGCAACGAUCGUGUGGGCUUCGCCGAUGCCAAGUAAUCGAACAAAAAAUAUAUACUUAAAACUUAUAUUGUAAACAUUAUCGAUCCUAUUGGGACUUUCUCCGAAGAACCUAUGGAAUAUAUAUGUAUAAGCUA